AUGAAUUCAUCAAUUUACAGUUCAGGCACUGUUUUUACUUUCAGAGAUUUUGACGAGGCUAAUAUCUCUGAUGAAAUAUCUUCUGAGGGAAGCAGCACUCUCUUCCAAGUCAGAGAGACCGUGGGAGCAAGAUCAAUGGGAAGCUCUCCAUUUUCUAAGUCGAAGAACGACUUCGGAAAUGAGCAUUUACUUGCAAUGAAUGAUCAGAGAAUUUUCAAAACUAAUGCAAACGAUGCUGACAAAAAUUCUUAUGAUAAAGAGAAUGAUCUAAGGCAUAAAUCAGCAACACAGAGAGACAUUAGUGAUCUUUUGAAGAAGCUGGCCAAACAAAGAAAAAUGGCUUCAUUGAACUAAUUUCAAUGUUUCUCUAAUAUUACUAAAGGGCUCUACAGCAUAUAAUGCUUAGAGUCCUUUUGGAUCCUUUAUAAUUAAUUACUAAAACCUUCUC
Moneuplotes crassus is the source of this 448-nucleotide messenger RNA. The record is from the annotation of a GenBank genome assembly. NCBI's taxonomy places the organism in Eukaryota, Ciliophora, Spirotrichea, Euplotida, Euplotidae.